Messenger RNA from Aspergillus ruber CBS 135680, 311 nucleotides. RefSeq lists its product as uncharacterized. The coding region runs from base 82 to 246 and encodes 54 amino acids. The record is from RefSeq and is a predicted model, not a curated record. Lineage: Eukaryota; Fungi; Ascomycota; Eurotiomycetes; Eurotiales; Aspergillaceae. The transcript has a single exon.
ACAUCAUUUCUAUUAGCAGACCUUUCCAACAUGAGUGGGGGGACCAUACUGGUGUGAAAAGACUGCAGCUUCAAGGUGAUUAUGACUGCAUUCAGCGAAAAUGGGGUGGCGCAACGAGGGGGCCUAGGCAGAGAAUCAAUAGCAAAAAUGCCUCACCAAAAUUAUGGGCGGCAGAGGCGAAAGGUAAAAGAGAAAACAGCAAAAAUUUGGUUGAAGUUGAAGCAGCGAUGGAGGGCGACUUUAUAGAGCACGCACCGUGAUGCCAAGCGGCAAUAAGACGCUAAACCCAAACAGGAACGCUAUACCACUUC